UCGCCAACGUCGCCACCCCACUUUCCUCCAACCCCGCACACCAGUUCCCAUCCACCCCAUCGCCCCUUGCUCCUCCUCGCCGCCUCGACUCUGCUCCGGGGAAAAACUUCAAAGCGCCGGAUCGCAGGCUCUCUGCUUACUCCCCGGCCGGGGAUUUCAGACUAGACGCUUGAAGAAAAGCUGCCAUCCAAGAAGACGACAUGCUUUCAGCAACCCCCCUGUAUGGGAACGUUCACAGCUGGAUGAACAGCGAGAGGGUCCGCAUGUGUGGGAUCAGUGACGACAGGAAAAUUCCCGUAAAUGAUGGUGACGCUUCAAAGGCCAGACUGGAACUAAGGGAAGAAAAUCCCUUGAACCACAACGUGGUGGACGCAACCACGGCCCAUCGGAUUGAUGGCCUGGCAGCGCUGAGCAUGGACCGCACUGGCCUGAUCCGGGAAGGACUGCGUGUCCCCGGAAACAUCGUCUAUUCUAGCUUGUGUGGACUGGGCUCAGAGAAAGGGCGGGAGGCUGCCACAACCACUCUAGGCGGUCUGGGGUUUUCUUCCGAAAGAAACCCAGAGAUGCAAUUCAAACCGAAUACACCUGAGACGGUGGAGGCCUCCGCUGUCUCUGGAAAGCCCCCGAAUGGCUUCAGUGCUAUAUACAAGACACCACCAGGAAUACAAAAAAGUGCUGUCCCCACAGCAGAAACUCUGGGCUUAGACAGGCCUGCCAGUGACAAACAGAGCCCGCUCAACAUCAAUGGUGCUAGUUACCUGCGGCUGCCCUGGGUCAAUCCCUACAUGGAGGGGGCCACGCCAGCCAUCUACCCUUUCCUUGACUCGCCAAAUAAGUAUUCCCUGAACAUGUACAAGGCCUUGCUACCUCAGCAGUCGUAUGGCCUGGCCCAGCCGCUAUAUUCGCCAGUCUGCACCAAUGGGGAGCGAUUUCUCUACCUGCCGCCACCUCACUACGUCAGUCCCCACAUCCCAUCGUCCCUGGCUUCCCCCAUGAGGCUCUCGACGCCUUCCGCCUCUCCAGCCAUCCCGCCUCUGGUCCACUGCACAGACAAAAGCCUGCCCUGGAAGAUGGGUGUCAGUCCUGGGAACCCGGUUGAUUCUCACUCAUACCCCCACAUCCAGAACAGUAAACAGCCUAGGGUGCCCUCCGCCAAGGCGGUCACCAGCGGCCUGCCGGGGGACACAGCUCUCCUGUUGCCCCCCUCGCCUCGGCCUUCACCCCGAGUCCACCUUCCCUCCCAGCCUACUGCGGACACCUACUCUGAAUUCCACAAGCACUAUGCCCGGAUCUCCACCUCACCCUCUGUCACCCUGUCAAAGCCAUACAUGACGGUCAGCAGCGAGUUUCCCGCAGCCAGACUCUGCAGCAGCAAGUAUCCAAAGGCUCCAGAGGGAGCCGAAAGCGCCCAGCCAGUUCCUGGGCACACUCGGAAAACAGCGGGUCAGGAGAGAAAGGAUGGCAGCUCACCUCCUCUGUUGGAGAAGCAGACGGUUACCAAAGACGUCACCGAUAAGCCACUAGACUUAUCUUCUAAAGUGGUGGAUGUAGACACUUCCAAAGCUGACCACGUGAAGAAGAUGGCACCCACGGUCCUGGUUCACAGCAGAGCUGGAAGUGGCCUAGUGCUCUCCGGAAGUGAGAUUCCGAAAGAAACACUAUCUCCUCCAGGAAACGGCUGUGGUAUCUAUAGAUCUGAGAUCAUUAGCACGGCUCCCUCGUCCUGGGUGGUGCCUGGGCCAAGUCCUAACGAAGAGAACAAUGGUAAAGGCCUGCCGCUGAAGAACAAGGCCUUGGACUGGGCCCUCCCGCAGCAGCGCAGUUCUUCGUGUCCUCGCAUGGGCGCCACCGACACCGUGGUCACUAAUGUGUCCAGCUCAGUGUCCAGCGCUGGCCGCCCGGCCUCUGCAUCUCCAGCCCCAAACGCCACUGCCGAUGGCAGCAAGACCAGCAGGGGCUCCGUGGACACCACACCGUCUGUCAUCCAGCACGUGGGCCAGCCCCCAACCACGCCUGCCAAGCACAGCGGCAGCACCGGCAGCAAGGGCACCAAAGCCAGCAACCCAGAGCCAAGCUUCAAAGCAAAUGAGAACGGCCUCCCACCAAGCUCGAUAUUUCUCUCUCCAAAUGAGGCGUUCAGGUCCCCGCCAAUUCCCUACCCCAGGAGUUACCUCCCUUACCCAGCACCCGAAGGCAUUGCCAUAAGUCCCCUCUCCUUGCAUGGCAAAGGCCCUGUCUACCCUCACCCAGUGUUGCUGCCCAGCGGCAGUCUCUUUCCUGGGCACCUCGCCCCAAAGCCUGGACUGCCCUACGGGCUGCCCACAGGCCGGCCGGAGUUCGUGACCUACCAGGACGCGCUGGGGUUGGGCAUGGUGCAUCCCAUGUUGAUACCUCACACACCCAUCGAGAUCACUAAAGAGGAGAAACCGGAGAGGAGGUCCCGGUCCCAUGAGAGGGCCCGCUACGAGGACCCGAGCCUCCGAAACCGGUUUUCCGAGAUACUCGAAGCUAGUGGCGCCAAGUUACAUCCAGAAGUCCCCACAGACAAGAACCUCAAGCCCAGCCCUAGCUGGAAUCAAGGGAAGACCGUCGUCAAGAGUGACAAGCUUGUCUAUGUAGACCUCCUCCGGGAAGAGCCUGACGCGAAAACUGAAGCCAACACGUCCAAACCCGGCUUCACAGCUGAGAGUGUUGGCCAGAGCGCUGAGCCCAGCAAACCCCCAGCUGAGCCGGCCCUGCAGCCUCACCGGGAUUUCGUCACCCUCAGAGACGAGCUGGGACGCAUCAAUGACUUCCACGACACCUAUGCUUUCAAACAGGCCCCGGGCCAGUCAGUUUUCAACUUAAGCAAGGAGAAUGUUCCAGCGGGAACCAACAAGGAGAACCUGGCAAUGCCGGUCUCCACUCCGUUCCUGGAGCCGACCCCGGGGAGCGAUGGUCCCGCGGUCACUUUUGGGAAAACCCAAGAGGAACCCAAACCAUUUUGCGUGGGCGGUGCCCCACCGAGUGUGGAUGCCACCCCCACUUAUACCAAAGAUGGAGCCGAUGAGGCAGAAUCAACUGAUGGCAAAGUUCUGAAACCAAAGCCAUCUAAGCUGGCAAAGAGAAUCGCCAACUCUGCUGGUUACGUGGGUGACCGGUUCAAGUGCGUCACAACCGAACUGUACGCCGAUUCCAGUCAGCUCAGCCGGGAGCAGCGGGCAUUGCAGAUGGAAGGAUUACAAGAGGACAGUAUUUUAUGUCUACCCGCUGCUUACUGUGAGCGUGCAAUGAUGCGCUUCUCAGAGUUGGAGAUGAAAGAGCGAGAAGGUGGCCACCCCCCAACCAAGGACUCCGAGGUGUGCAAAUUCAGCCCCACUGACUGGGAAAGGUUGAAAGGAAGUCAGGACAAAAAGCCAAAGUCGGUCGCCCUGGAGGAGGCCAUUGCCGACCAGAACGACACUGAGAGAUGCGAUUAUAGUGCCGGAAGCAAACACGACCCCUUCGAAGCCCCAGAGGACAAAGAUGUUUCCGUGGAGAAAUACUUCCUGGACCGGCAGCCGGUGAGCGAUCCCUCUGCCGACCAGGCCACCCCAGACAUGCCGCACAGCCCCACCCUCCGGGUGGACAGAAAGCACAAGGUCUCAGGGGAUAGCAGCCACACUGAGACCACUGUGGAAGAGCUCCCUGAGGACCCACUGCUGAAAGCCAAGCGAAGACGGGUCUCCAAAGAUGACUGGCCUGAGAGGGAAAUGACAAACAGUUCCUCUAACCACUUAGAAGAGCCACAUUAUAGUGAGCUGACCAACCUGAAGGUGUGCAUUGAAUUAACAGGGCUCCAUCCCAAAAAGCAACGCCACUUGCUGCACCUUAGAGAACGGUGGGAGCAGCAGGUGUCGGCAGCAGAGAGCAAACCUGGCCGGCAGGGCAGGAAGGAAGUGACCCAGGCAGCUCAGCCUGAGGUUGCCGCCCAGGGCAAUAACGUCUCCGAAGAGAGACCUGGCAGGAAAAGGGCAGAAGCCAAAGGCAACAGAACCUGGUCGGAAGAGUCCCUCAAAUCCAGUGACAGUGAACAAGGUUUGCCUGUGUUCUCCGGCUCUCCGCCCAUGAGGAGCUUUUCAUCCACCAAUUUAACCGGCAGAAAGCAGAGUCAGCCAAGCUGUACGGCAGGCUCGAGGCUGCCUGCCAAACAGCAGAAAAUUAAAGAAAGCCAGAAGACAGAUGUGCUGUGCACGGACGAAGAGGAGGAUUGCCAGGCUGCCUCCCUGCUGCAGAGAUACCCCGACAACAGCGAGAAACCAUCCGGGAAGCGACUGUGCAAAACCAAGCAUUUGAUCCCGCAGGAGCCCAGGCGGAGCUUGCCGCUGCCAGGGGACUACUACGUGGAGAAUGCCGAUGGCAAGGUGACCGUCCGGAGGUUCCGAAAACGGCCUGAGCCCAGUUCUGACUAUGAUCUGUCACCGGCCAAGCAAGACCAGAAGCCCCUGGACCGUCUGCAGCAACUGCUACCAGUUGCGCAGACGUCACAGCUGCCCCCCUCAAGUUCUCCGCCAGAGGCCACCCAGUCCCGCCCAAUGCCACCAGAAGCGCGGAGGCUUAUUGUCAAUAAGAAUGCAGGCGAGACGCUCCUGCAGCGGGCUGCCCGGCUGGGCUACGAGGAAGUGGUCUUGUACUGCCUGGAGAAUAAGAUUUGUGAUGUGAACCAUCGAGACAAUGCGGGUUACUGUGCCCUGCAUGAAGCUUGUGCAAGGGGAUGGCUCAAUAUUGUACGACACCUCCUUGAAUAUGGCGCUGAUGUCAACUGCAGUGCCCAGGAUGGGACCAGGCCUCUCCACGAUGCCGUCGAGAAUGAUCACUUGGAAAUUGUCCGCUUGCUCCUUUCCUAUGGUGCUGACCCCACCCUGGCUACGUACUCAGGUAGAACCAUCAUGAAAAUGACCCACAGCGAACUUAUGGAAAAGUUCUUAACAGAUUAUUUAAACGACCUGCAGGGUCGUGAUGAUGAUGACAGCAGCAACAGCAACAGCAACUGCAACAGCAACAGCAAUGCCUCUUGGGAUUUCUAUGGCAGCUCUGUGUGUGAACCAGAUGAUGAAAGUGGUUAUGACGUUUUAGCAAACCCCCCAGGACCAGAGGACGAGGACGAUGAUAACGACACCUGCAGCGACGUGUUCGAAUUCGAAUUCUCAGAAAGCCCCCUCUUGCCGUGUUAUAAUGUCCAAGUGUCCGUCGCUCAAGGGCCUCGGAACUGGCUAUUGCUUUCAGACGUGCUCAAGAAAUUGAAGAUGUCCUCCCGCAUAUUUCGCUGCAAUUUCCCAAAUGUGGAAAUUGUCACCAUUGCGGAGGCUGAGUUCUAUCGGCAAGUGUCAGCAAGCCUCUUGUUCUCUUGCUCCAAAGACCUAGAAGCCUUCAACCCUGAAAGCAAGGAGCUCUUAGAUCUGGUGGAGUUCACAAACGAGCUUCAGACUCUGCUGGGCUCAUCCGUGGAGUGGCUCCACCCCAGCGACAUGGGUUCAGACAACUGCUGGUGAGCUCGCCAGGGCCCGCCAUGUACAGUGUGUCAUAGUGUUUAUCCUUGUGCAUAUGUGUCAUAAUACGACUAUUUCUGUAAAGAAGGGACACUAUUACAUAUGAAAAUAUCUCUUCUUUAUAUAAGAGACAUGACUCCAGUCGGAAGGACUCAGAAAUAAGUUUUUUUCUUUUUAAACUUUUAAGUCAGUUUUUAUGAAGUUGUUAAAAAUGUUUCUUUACUUUUCAGUGCACACAUGCUUUGGGAUAUGUUUGUUUUUACUCAGAACAUUUGUUUCUUUUCUUUUUUAAGGAGAAAAAAAAAAACAAGGAAAAGGAGCUCCACACUUUGACUUAAUUUCAUGUAAAGCUCCCACGACAAAGGCCGUAACUGUUGAGAGUGUGGUCAGAACCGUGUGGUUGGUUUGGGGGGUUGUAUUCGGGGAAGGCACUUGGCGAUAUCGUAACUUUAUGUUUUGUUUACAGUGUACCUGCUCGGGCCAGGUCAGUGCUAUUGGAUGUGAUCCAGUAGUAUGUAAUAUACAUUCAAACCAUAUCCACACACAACAACUAAUUGUAUGAAACUUUUAUAUCCUAAUUUAAAAGCUGUGAAAUUAGUUUUCACGCAUCAAAACCGGAUUGUUUAUAUGUUUAAACAUUUUAUGCUCUUAUUUAAAGAAGACUUUGAGCUAUUUUUUUCUGUACCCUGUAAAAUAUUGAAAACUAACAUAAUAUGUUGAGGUUGCUUGAAAUUGUACAUAAAACUAAAAUUUUCUGAAGUGUGUGUUUAUGUAUGAAACCUGUGUUUUAACUUUGUAAGUAAAUUCUCUGCCUUUGUAUUUAUAUUUUACAAGAAUUUUCUUAAAAGGC
Budorcas taxicolor (takin) is the source of this 6357-nucleotide messenger RNA. RefSeq names its product BCL6 corepressor (gene BCOR). The transcript has 15 exons. The record is from RefSeq and is a predicted model, not a curated record. Bases 201 to 5510 code for a protein of 1769 amino acids. Gene Ontology annotation, molecular function: transcription corepressor activity; protein binding. Gene Ontology annotation, cellular component: nucleus. NCBI's taxonomy places the organism in Eukaryota, Metazoa, Chordata, Mammalia, Artiodactyla, Bovidae. Gene Ontology annotation, biological process: negative regulation of transcription by RNA polymerase II.